Molecule: messenger RNA, 5112 nt
Organism: Fragaria vesca subsp. vesca
Lineage: Eukaryota; Viridiplantae; Streptophyta; Magnoliopsida; Rosales; Rosaceae
Exons: 4
Coding region: 683-4264 (1193 amino acids)
Source: RefSeq, a predicted model, not a curated record
CUCCUCCAUCUUCUUCCUUUUGUUUGCUCAUAUCCGCCUCCAUUAUUUCCCUCCAAGCUUCACCGAAACUGCGCUCUAUUUAGCUUCCUUUCUUCUUCUUCGUCUGUGUUCGUCAACGCCGCGUCGUUGUUGUUAGCUUUUUGGUUAUCAGGUUUCUGUGUACUGGUUUGAGUGUGAUAGCUAGACUGCACCGAGAGGAUCUGUAUAAUCUUUCAAGCUUAUUGAAUUUGGUAGUAGAAAAUAGGAGUGAUAGCUGCACAUAUCGUAGUACUGCAAGUGGUUAGAGUUUCUUCCAAAUCAUAGCGAGAUCUUGCGAGUUGCAAAUUCGCGUUAUUUAUACAGAGAGAACAGUGAUAUUAAGGUUGUGAAAGCUUGGAGUCAUGCCGGUUUCAGGAAAUGAAGAGACUGGGGUCAAACCCGUUAGCUGGAAAUCUAGUGAUUAUAUUGCAGGUAUCCCUAUCAAGAAAAGGAGGUUUCCAAUGAUGAGACCUCCUUCACCCCCACCUGAAGAACCAUCUUCCCCCCUUCAAAAACGGAUUCAGCGCCAAAGGAACAAUCUGGUCAACCUGAGGGGUCGACUACUUCACAUACCAGUGUUGCUACUAGUUCUGGAAUUUCUGAUGCAACCAAAGUUCCUGAAUCUGAUGAUAGAAGAGGAAGCUCUGAUGUCCAAAAUGUUAAUAUGGUGCAAGGAAAUGAUAAUAUCGUUAGGGUCAAAGUUGAACAGCCUAGCUAUAGAGUUCAUUUGUCUUCUUCAGAAGAGCUGCAAAGGAAAGGGAAGUUAGUGAUGGCUGAUAAUCCUGUACCACAGAUGACUGUAGGGAUAAAUGAGUUGAAUUUGAGACCAACCGAAGCUUCUGUAUCUAGUUUAAGUAAGGAUAUUAUGCAUGACAAACGCUUAGCGGUAGUGAAAUGUGAAGAAGUGAUGCCUGCUACUGCUGAGAGUACCGAAUUAUCAUUAUCUUUGAAGGAACAUAUGUUUCCAGCUCUGACAUGCCAAAAGGGUGACAAUGGUGUGAGUCACCCGAGUCGGGAUAAAUCUGAACCUCUUUCCCUGAGUUUGUCUUUAAGUGAAGAGAAAAUCAGUAGCCACUGCAAAAGUAAUGGCAGAGAUCUGAAAGUCCAUGGUGCCCAGAUGCAAUCAUGUAGAGCAAACUGGGAUUUGAAUACACCAAUGGAUGCAUGGGAAGAUUCUGUUAAUGAUGCUCCAGUAUCUGUUGAUCGGAACAAUGCAAAAGGUGGGGCACAUGCUGUUAGCUCAAUUGGGAUGAUUGAAGGUGGUGUUAGCUCAGAAAGACAGAGUAUUGCUGAGAAUCACAAAAGAACUAAUUUGACCAUGUUGUCCAAACUAGGUAGCCAGCAAUGUAAGUCCAAUGACUCUCUUCUUUUACGCCUUAGUUCUUGCUCACCGCCAAACCUGUGUCAAGGUCCUAGUUCAUCCAUUGGAUUUGAUUUGGAUAGGAGGGGCUCUGCAAACUUAACUAGGGUGGCAGGGCCAACUAGCAAUCUAAACUUGGGUAAUCAUAUCACUGUGAAACCAGAGCCAUUUGAUGAGAGGGUCAAACAGGAACCCAGUAGUAUGGGGCCAUUAAAUAUUAGAGCAGGAAAGCCUGGAGUAGUUGAGCGUUCCAUUGUUGGAGCUGUUAAGUCCUCAAAUGUGAGCGCCCAAAAGUUAAUUGAUCCUAGAUCCAUAAAAUCUGAACCGGCUAUUGAGCUUAAUCAAGACAUGGGCAAGUCAACCAAAGGGAAAUCAGUCCAACUGGAUAAACAUUUAAAUGGUCCGGAUGAUCAUUCUUCUGGCAUGAAAUUGCCUGUUGCUGCAGGGAUAUCUGCUGGAAUGCCUUCUUGUUUGAUAGAGUUGACCAGGCAGCCUUCUUCGUUAGAAUUGACUGUGACUCAGGAUGUGCUAAACCGUUCAGGAGACUCUGGUGAAAAACUGUCUCACGAAGCUUGUCAAAGCAAUGAGAAAGUUGCUAUAUCCCUUGGCCAUGAUAGUAAGGUAAACAUCUUGCGAACCAAAGAAGACAAGAUAGAUAGUCCGAGUUGUAAAUUGAAAUUGAUGAAUAUUCAACCCCUUGACUCACGCGGGAGUGGUGGAACCAGUGAUGAGGAAAAGUUAAAUAUUUCAACAGAUAUGCUUGAAGAUUCUUAUGGCACUGAUUAUGAAUCAGAUGGUAAUCAUAUUGUAGAUACUGCUAUUCAGACUAAAAAAGAAGGUAAAGCUGAGGACUAUGAAGAUGGCGAGGUCAGAGAUUCACUUCUGGGUGCAGCAGUCCAGGAUGAGCUCAUGUGUGAGGCAAGACAAGUGGAAAAUGCCAAUCAUGAUGAUUCUAAACAUGAAAGGACAGAGUGUGCGGGUCCUGUUAAUAUCGUUCAUCAUACUUCAUGCCAUGCCGAGGCAAAAGACAUCAAAACAGACAAUCUUGCUGGAACAAGCAACAACAAUGAUGAAGAUGUAAAUAUCAGUAGUAAAUCUGACGAGGGAUGUGAUAAUGAAGUGUGCUCGCAAGAACCAUUGUUUGAUGUAAAGCUAACGAGCUCUGAGGGCUUGAAAGGGUCCAUCAGCACUGUGACAACAGAACUCCUCAAUGAUCAACCUGGGAUGAGAGAUUCUCAUAUGUGUCAGGAUGCAGCGUUAUCCUCGGAGCAGGUCACUGUAGAAAUCCAGGGAACUGCAGUAGCUACUGCUCUAGAUACUGAGCUGAAUGUUAAUAAAACUGAACCUGUACAUACAAGUGAAUCAACUUUGUCUAAAACUUCUGGUAGUGGUGAUAAUGGGACUAAGGAUACGGGUAAUGGAGGACUGCGGAGCCGGAUUAUAACUUUGCCUAGAUCUUUAAAUGGUUCUCCGAGCAGAUCGCUAUCAAUUCCAGGCCAGUCAGUUCCAUCAAGAGUUGGAACAGAAAUGUUACCUGAUGUAACAGCAGACGACGAACAACUACAUCCUCGAGGGAGAGGGGAAACAUAUGUUGAUGAUAUGUACAGAUUUCCAAGGGAACGGUUCCAAGAUCAGUCAUGGAGGAAUUCUAGAGUGAAUUUUAGAGGUGGUAGAGGAAGGAUGAAUAACCGUGGUGAUUGGAGUUCUUCUGACCGUUACCUUGCAGCAGAGCAUUAUUACAAUCAAACGAAGUACCGUAUUCCAAGAUAUAAAUAUGUAAAUGAUGUAUCUGACCCUGACCUUGAAUAUAAUAAUUUUAGUAUGGCUUCAGAUGCUGCAUUUGGUAGCCGUGGAGGGAGGAAGCUUUCCCAUGAUGGACCAAUUAACCACCGUAUACCCUCAAGAAGACGGUCUCCGGUUGGUGAAAAUAUUGUUCAAGUGUCUCGUGGGAAUCAGAGAAAUUUUAGCCCAAGUAGAUGCAUUGAUGAAGAUACUUCAGAUCUGGUUGGGACAAGGCAUAGUGAGAAGCUUAUGAGAGGAUUUCCAGUUGAUUCUGUAGAUCCAAUGUUCAAUCGUACCCAACCUUCAUAUGAGGGAGAUGGUCAGUUUGGACGAGGGCGAGGAAAUAGGACCUAUUCUUUUGUUCAGAGGAGAGGGUUUCAAAUUCGUUCAAAGUCUCCAAUAAGGACUAGAACUCGUUCUCCUGGGCCAUGGUCAUCUCCUAGAGGAAGGUCCCCCGAUGGAUUUGGUGGGCCUGGAGAACAUCGACCACAUUACAGGAUGGAGAGAUUUAGAUCCCCUGAUGGGGCGUCUUUUACCGGAGAGAUGGUUGUCAGAAGAAAUCCUGCAAAUGAGUUGAGGGAUAUGGAUACCGGAAGAGAUCGUGGUCAUCAAAGGUGUGGCAUCCACCGGAGUCCUUCCCGUGUUUUACUUAGAAACAGAAGGUUUGAUGUCAUAGAUCCUCGAGAGAGGGCAGACAAUAAUGAGUUUUUCACGGGUGGCAGGCCUAUGCAUUCCGGUCGGGUGCAUGAACUCGGUGGUGAUGGAAAUGGUGAUGAGAGGAGAAGGUUUGGUGAGAGACGUGGACCUGUACGUACAUUUAGGCCUCCUUAUAACAAUGCUGAUGAAGAGACAUUUCAAGUUAACACAGAGGAUGGCCCUAGGCCUUUCCGGUUCUGUCCAGAUGGUGAAACUGAGUUCCAGGAAAGAGAAAGAGGCAAUUUGAGGGACAAAGAUAUUGACAGAAGGAUAAAGAACAGGCCAGGAAAUGCACCUAGAAGAAUGAGAAGCAUUGAAGAUCAGGAAGGAAAUUUCAGGAACGAUGGACAGCCAUGGAAUAAUAGUGGUUUUGAUGAUAUCUCACGAGCGAAGAGAAAAAGGUUUUGAUUUUACUUCUUUGAUGACCUUUGAUUCGGCAGUCAUUUGGAGACUAGUCUUUCCAGGCCAGCUGGGUUUUGCAAUUCUAUGUUAUGGAAGGCUGGAUGCCAUACAACUUGCUUGAUUGUCUACCAUGUGAAUAGGUUGUACCUGGUAUUUUGGUGAUUAAUUCUCCAUGAAGUUCACCAUAGUGCCCAAGUUUCUUGAGCAAGUCUGUACUGUCAUAUGGUCUUGUCGAGUUGGUUAUCUAAAUGCUUCAUUGGAGUUUCAUGCUUGUUGGGAACUCUCAUCACUUUCGUAUUUAGACCAAAAAGCUCCAGUGUACUCUGUGACCUGAAUGAGCAGCCUGUUGACGUAAUUCAUUCCAUGCUGCUGAAAAUUGCCAUUGAACCUUUGUCAUCUGAUCUGCAGUGAUUGAACCAUGGCAAGAACAGAUUAUUGGAGCUACUGAUAUGGUUUAUAACUAUAGCUCAAGUUCUAUUCUCUUAUGGACUAAACGACAUUGAUCUGGACGAAAACAAGUGAGGCUCCAUUUUUUGUUCUGUUUCAAUCAUAAUGUGUUAAGCCAUCAAAUUCUGGGUUUUCUUAAAACCACCUUAGUGGCUUAGCUGUUGGCAUUUCUCUCCUAAAAUCAGUAAAAUGUUCAUGGACUCCUGAAGAAGUUGUUGGAUGACUAAUGCAGUGUUGGAGUAUAGUCUCUCCAUGUGAUAUUUGUUUGCAUAAAGUAUCAUGUGGUUUUGUUGCAUAUAUAAUAUAAGAACAGAAAAAGAUGCUUGUUCUCCAUUUCCUGGGGUUGUCACUCGGCCUAUGUUUACACUUCUGGUGAUUUUACUGCCUGCUGCAUUACUGGUUUUUUG